Pseudopodoces humilis (Tibetan ground-tit) is the source of this 1402-nucleotide messenger RNA. NCBI's taxonomy places the organism in Eukaryota, Metazoa, Chordata, Aves, Passeriformes, Paridae. The record is from RefSeq and is a predicted model, not a curated record.
GGACCGGCGCCGGGGACAGAGAACCCGGGACACCGGAACAGCGGGACCGGCACGAGGACAGCGACCGUGGCACGGGGACACCGGUACGGCGACAGUGUUACUUGCUCAGGGACAUUGACACCGGCACGGGAAACGGGGACAGCGAUACCAGCAACGGCAUCGGGACCCUGAUACCAGGACAGGAACGGGGACGGUGAUACUGGAACAGUGAUACCGGCACUGGGUCAGGGGCGGGAACAGCGAUACCGGCACCAGCGCAUCUGCAGCCGGGAGCAGCCUCGGCUGGGUGACCCUGCUGGAGCUGAACGCAGGGAGAGGCUCCCCUGGGGGGGGCACCCCCGCCAUGGAGUCCCCCGCCCGUGUCUGCUCCUGCGGCUCCCCUGCCUCUGACAGCGAGGUCGAGGCUGGCAGCUCCCCCCGGAGCCCCCCCAAAGCUGAGCGCAGCCGCAAGCGCCCGGGGGGGCUGGACCGAGCACCCCCUGAAUCGCCGCCAUCACCCCGCGGGGGGAAGCGCCCGCGGAAAGGGGAGGGAGGGGAUGUCCCUCCCAGCGACGGUGAUCGCCUCUUUGCCCAAAAGUGCCGGGAGCUCCGGGGCUUCAUCCGGCCGCUGGCGGAGCUGCUGGAGGGGCUGCGGCGGGGCCGGUACGACAGAGGGCUGAGCAGCUUCCAACAGAGCGUGGCCAUGGACCGGCUGCAGCGGAUCAUUGGGGUCCUGCAGAAGCCAGAGAUGGGCGCCCGGUACCUGGGGACGCUGCUGCAGGUGGAGGCGAUGCUGCGGCUCUGGUUCCCCCACGUCUCCCCCAAACCCGCGCUGGACCCGGUCCCUGCCGCGGCUCCCCCGCGCCGCCGCCCCCCCGCCGGUCCCCCCGGGGCUCCCCGGUGCCGCCGCCUGCCCGGGGACCUCCCCGGGGACCUGCCUGUCGCCAGCCCCGCAGAGACCUUACAGCAGCGGGGGUCCCCCCAGUGCCAGGCCGGGACCCCCGAGUCCCCCCCGGCGCCGGACCCGGCCCUGCUGGAAGCAAUAAACGCCGCGGGAGCGGCCGGGGCCAUCCGGUGUCGUGUCCUCUGUCCCUUGGGAGGGCGCGGGUGGGUUCCUGUCCCUGGGCGGAUCCUGUCCCCAGGGGGCUCAGAGCCGUCCCCUCCGCUGUGGGACCCCGAGUGCCCGCGGUGCCUCCAGUCCCGGCUCCGGGCGGGCCUGGCGGGAGGGAGCGGCCCCCGGUCCCGGUCCCGCUCUGCCCCGCCGGAAGUUCCCGAGUACCGGAAGUUCCUCCCAACGGAAGUUCCGCCACAGCAACUUCCGGUCCGGGCGCGGAGCGGCCGCGGCUUCACCGGGGUCAGUUGGGGAAGGGAGCGGGACCGGGACCGGGACCUUUCGGCCGGGGCUCUGCCGGGAGCGGCCUGA